GCUGUACGAAUGCGGGUGUUUCUUCCUGCGUUCGUUGGAGAUGAAGAGAUCGCGUAUGUUAAUGGAAUGAAACAUUUACUGACAUUGAUAACUAUUUAAGAAUGAAGCAGGAAUAUCAAGACCUUAUCUUGCAAGCCUGUUCAGCAAAGAGUUUACAGAUCGGUGCCAAGAUUCAGACGUUGUGGAGUGGUUAUGGUCAGAUUGUAAGGAUUCAUUUGCAAGGCUGCGACCGGCCAUCUGUAGUGGUCAAACAUGUGAUGUUUCCCCAAGAGUCCCGACAUCCAGGAGGCUGGAACACGGACAUCUCUCACCAGCGCAAGGUCCGGUCCUAUCAAGUGGAGAGUCACUGGUACCAGAACUACAGCACCAAUGAUCAGUGUCGGGUCCCGUUGUGCCUGGCGGCCCAGUCGUUUGGUGACGAGCAGCUGAUUGUUUUGGAAGACCUGGAUGCAGUGGGCUUUCCUGAGAGAAGAAUGAGUGUGCGGGAUGCUGAGGUAAAAGCGUGCCUCUGCUGGAUUGCCAACUUCCAUGGCCUCUUCCUGGGUGUAUCCCCACAGGGCCUGUGGCCUGUGGGCACUUAUUGGCACUUAGAAACGCGGCCCGAUGAGCUGGAGGCCAUGGCUGAUCAGAAACUGAAAGCGGCUGCCGGGAAGAUAGAUUCGAUACUGAACCUCUGCUGCUUUAAGACAAUUUUACACGGAGAUGCCAAACUGGCUAAUUUCUGUUUCUCUGAGGAUGGGUUACGCGUGGCUGCUGUUGAUUUCCAGUAUGUAGGAGGUGGCUGUGGAAUGAAGGACGUGAUCUAUUUUCUUGGCAGCUGUAUGGAUGAAAGAGAGUGUGAGAAAAGAGUUCCAGCCUACCUGGACUACUACUUUUCGGAGCUGAGAGUUUCGGUGAGUGAGCAGGUGAACUUUGCUGAGUUGGAGGAGGAGUGGCGAGGGUUAUUUGCCUUUGCUUGGACUGACUUUCAGCGUUUUCUCCUUGGGUGGAUGCCAGGACACCACAAAAUUAACAGGUACAGCAAGAGGCUUACGCGGGAGGUCCUGAGCGAACUAAAUCGAACUUCAAAGUGAAGCAGUGAUUCACUCAUUAUCAGACUGGAUAGAAAAGUAUUGUACUUCAUAUUUCAAUAGUGUCAGAAAUGUAUGUACCAUCUGUACUUGUGUGCUGACAAUGACUCAGAUUUAACUGUGUGUUACACAUUGAAAAUAAAAAACAUAAAUGAAUGAUCGUA
Messenger RNA from Electrophorus electricus (electric eel), 1234 nucleotides. It is a transcript of the gene pkdc, whose product is annotated as protein kinase-like domain containing. The record is from RefSeq and is a predicted model, not a curated record. NCBI's taxonomy places the organism in Eukaryota, Metazoa, Chordata, Actinopteri, Gymnotiformes, Gymnotidae.